Zootoca vivipara (common lizard) is the source of this 4705-nucleotide messenger RNA. RefSeq names its product prostaglandin-endoperoxide synthase 2 (gene PTGS2). Lineage: Eukaryota; Metazoa; Chordata; Lepidosauria; Squamata; Lacertidae. Gene Ontology annotation, molecular function: peroxidase activity; prostaglandin-endoperoxide synthase activity; heme binding. Gene Ontology annotation, cellular component: cytoplasm; neuron projection. The record is from RefSeq and is a predicted model, not a curated record. Gene Ontology annotation, biological process: response to oxidative stress; cyclooxygenase pathway.
GCACCAGGUCCGCGGCACUGCUCCAGACUCGGAGAGCUCUUCAAGAGCACAAGCUGCGGAUUCUGAACGGCGCUGGGCAGCUAGUGAAAGCUCCUCCUCGGGAAUAUCUAUUUAUAUAAUAAUAAUAUAUUAUUAUUUAUUUUAUCAUAUCUGCGAUUUCGGAAGCUGAGCCUGCUAUUUUCUGCGCCGAAAAUGAUUGCACCCUGCGUUGUCUUGUUUUCUAUCUUGGCCAUCAGCCAAGCAGUUAAUCCUUGCUGCUCAAAUCCAUGCCAAAACAGAGGCGUCUGCAUGACAGCAGGAUUUGACCGCUAUGAAUGUGACUGUACGCGGACUGGUUAUUACGGGGAAAACUGCACGACACCGGAAUUUUUUACUUGGCUGAAAGUGACGCUGAAACCUGCUCCAUCCACAGUCCACUACAUGCUCACUCACUUCAAAGCAGUCUGGGAUGUAAUCAACAACUUCCCUUUCCUCCACAACACCAUCAUGAGAUACGUAUUGAUGUCAAGAUCCCAUUUAAUAGAGAGCCCACCAACGUAUAACAGCCAUUAUGGUUACAAAAGCUGGGAAGCUUAUUCGAACCUUUCUUACUAUACUAGAGCUCUUCCGCCGGUAGACCACAACUGCCCAACCCCUAUGGGUGUGAAAGGUAAGAAGGAGCUUCCCGAUUCCAAGCUCAUUGUAGAGAAAUUUCUACUGCGGAGAAAAUUUAUUCCUGACCCACAAGGCACGAAUAUCAUGUUCACGUUCUUUGCCCAGCAUUUCACCCACCAGUUCUUCAAGACAGAUCAUCACAAAGGACCAGCCUUCACCAAAGCUCUUGGACAUGGGGUUGAUCUAAAUCAUAUCUAUGGAGAAACUUUGGACAGGCAGAUGAAACUCAGACUCUUUAAGGACGGGAAGCUGAAAUUUCAGAUGAUCGAUGGUGAGAUGUACCCGCCCACAGUGAAAGAAACUCAGGCAGAAAUGAUCUACCCACCACAUGUCCCUGAGCACCUGAAAUUUUCUGUAGGGCAAGAGGUCUUUGGUUUGGUUCCGGGGCUGAUGAUGUACGCCACGUUAUGGCUCCGGGAACACAACCGGGUCUGUGACAUUCUGAAGGGUGAGCAUCCGGAAUGGGAUGAUGAGCAGCUGUUCCAAACUGCACGCCUGAUCUUAACAGGAGAGACCAUCAAGAUUGUGAUUGAAGACUACGUUCAGCACCUGAGUGGCUACCACUUCAAGUUGAAGUUUGACCCAGAGCUGCUCUUCAACCAGAGAUUCCAGUAUCAGAACAGAAUAGCGGCAGAAUUCAACACCCUUUACCACUGGCACCCUCUCCUCCCUGAUACCUUCCAGAUUCAUGACCAAGAGUACACAUACCAGCAAUUCAUCUAUAACAACUCCAUCAUGUUAGAACAUGGUCUUUCCCACAUGGUGGAAUCCUUCUCUAGGCAAAGGGCUGGAAGGGUAGCUGGUGGGCGGAACGUCCCUGCUGCGGUGCAGACAGUAGCUAAAGCCUCCAUUGAUCAAAGCCGGAAGAUGAGAUACCGCUCCUUGAAUGAGUAUCGGAAGCACUUCAUGCUGAAGCCCUUUCAGUCAUUUGAAGAGCUCACAGGAGAAAAAGAAAUGGCUGCAGAACUUGAAGAACUCUAUGGGGAUAUUGAUGCAAUGGAGCUCUACCCAGCCCUCCUUGUAGAAAAACCACGUCCUGGAGCCAUCUUUGGUGAGACCAUGAUAGAACUUGGCGCACCGUUCUCCUUGAAAGGUCUCAUGGGAAAUGUCAUCUGCUCACCAGAGUACUGGAAGCCCAGCACCUUUGGAGGCAAAGUUGGCUUUGACAUAGUGAACACAGCCUCCAUCCAGAACCUUAUCUGCAACAAUGUGGAGGGCUGUCCUCUCGUGGCUUUCCACGUCAUAAACCCAGCAACAGCAGCGACAAAUAAUGUCAGCACCUCCAGCACAGCAAGAGACGAGAUCGGCCGAGCUGUGUUGCUAAAAGAGCGCUCCGCUGAACUAUAGGGAACGGCUGUUUGCAUAUUUAUUUAUUUAUGAUAUCUAUUAUAUUGUUGUUUUUGUUGUUAUUUAUAGUUCAGGCAAAACACCAUGGAUUUUUUUCUGUGCCUUGGCAUCUAACCCACGAUGCCAGACUUAAAGGGGGAGUUCUACUUAAGAUUUGUAGGACUGGAUCCCUUGGUUUUUAAGACUAUCUUCUGUACCAGAAAGAUGUAUUCCAAAAUGGAUCAGGGCAUUAGAUUUGCUGCUUAAACUUGAACAUAAACAAUAGUUCUGCCUCUUAAACUUGACAGGUAUGAUCCUAAAUACAAAACCAUGUUACGUGCUGUUAUCUGAGAGUCUGGAAGUGCUCAAUUUUUUUAAUAAAAAAACACACAAACACAACAAAGCCAAAAAAUCCAGAACAAUUCUCGAAAUCUGUGCUCAUGAAAACUGUCCUUUUACAGAAAUCUUUGUACUUUACAAAAUGAAUGUAGGACAAAAAGAAUCCUUAUGGUUUAGCCAAAGUUAAGGAUUUUUACCCCCUUAUAGUGAACUUAAUGGGGUCACGAAGAGUCGGACACGACUAAACGACUAAACAACAAACAACAACAUAGUGAACUUGGUAGGGUGCACAAACACUUUAACUGAGAGGGAGCACGGAUGCAAAUUUGGGGGAAAGGAAAAUUUAUUUUCACUACCUCUCCCAUGUGACACAGCAAUAGGUUUUGAUAACGGACUGAUCUUUGUUUUGUGUGUGUCCAUAACUGCACUUCCCUUUUAUUGCACACAUAGUUCCUUCCUCUUCUAAGAGUAAAACCACAACUGUGUAGGACGCAAUCCAGUGAAACCAUUCACAUGUAAUUCCCCUUGAAAUGUAUAGGAGCUUGUAGUCUCUGCAGAAUCUCAAUUGCUUUUUAAUGGAAAGUUUUCCCCUAGCUCUAUGUAAUAGGGGACUGGAAGAUGAAAUUUUAUUCUUAGGUUUCAAUGCUCCAAACAAAGGCUUGGGACUGUAGAUUCCUCUUUCAUUAUAAGUAAAAAGAUGUUAAAAAAGAAAAAGAAAAAAGAAAGACCGGUCCUUUCUUUUUACUCCCAAAUUAAUAGUUUUCAAUUAUAAAGAGUGGAUCCAUAUCAUUUUAAUCUCCUUGCAGAGACUCAAAGGCUCUAUACAGAACAAGGGUGGACAACCUCUGUUGUAGACUAUAACACUAUACCCAUUCUUUCUGAACCCUAAAGUGCAUUCAGGUGUUUGAAACUCCAGCGAGGAGCUGCCUCUUUUGAGACACCUGUGUAAUGUAAUGGGUGAUAUACAUGUCUCCCAUAAGUAAGAAUUGGAGUUUCGGAUAUCAUUUAGGACUCAAGUCGAUAUGACUUGAGAUAUAGACCAGUACUGUAGGUUCCCAAGCCCCAUUUUAACACAGCACUUUAUGUAUACAAAGGCCAUUUCAAUUUUUGGAUACUGACACUGCAUUUCUGUUAAUAUUAUUAUGUUUUUUUAAAAAAAUUCUAUUCCACUUUUCAAGUUGGCUAAUAAACACAAUUCCUCAAGGAAACCAAAUAGGUGCUCCAAUUAAUAACUUGGGCAUUGCCAAUUUUACACAUUCAAUUAGAUGAUAAUUAAUGGACUGGUAACUUGGGAAAUGCAACCUUAUUCUCAUAGUGCAGGUAUUAAACCUUUCAUAUUGCUUAAGAAAUGCAUGUUUAAUAGUAUGGUUCUGAAGCCCGUACAUUACUGGCCUUCUUGGUUGAAAAACCCUCUGUUGUUUGUACUCUGGAAAUUGAUAUAAUGAUUAUCUUUUAAAACCAAAGUGCUAAAGGAAAAAAAAAAUCACUGGAAAAGGAAAUAUUGGUGUAACCCAAGGAAAUAUGGACAAAAGUCACCAGGAAACUCCUGAAAAAACGCCAUGAUAUCUGUUUGUGUUUUUGUAGCAUUCAGUGGGGGUUGCUCGGGAGAACUUCUGGUGGAUUCUGCCCACAGAUUAUAGGGCUAAUUGUCCUUUUUGAGAACACACUAUUCCAUUCCUCUUUGUUCUUUUGAUUAGUUCAGGCCUAGAUGUUACCUCAUCUCUUUCUGAUGCCUAUCACUUCUCCCUUUUAAGUUAUCUUCCUCUUUGAAGUUAGGACACUAGUCCUGCCACUUCCUGAACUUCCCGUUCUCUGUUCUUUCCCCACGAGCUUUUACAACCUACUCAGUGCUUUCUCCUCUUCCAUGUCCCUUUUAAUUAUUAGAUUGUGAGCCUGUUUUUUCUUGGAACCUGUCUUUAAAAAGAAUAAAAAUACAUUUUUUGCACAUUACUUGCAAGUGCCAUGUGUGUGUUCUAAAUAGCUGUUGUUCACUGUAUGGUGCCAUUUUUAAUGGAAUUAUGUCUUCCUCUGCUUUAAGUUCACUGGACAUGCAUCACACAGCCUCAUUUUGUUCCUGUAAUAUUUCCAUUUUUUUAAAAAAAAGAAACAAAAAACCAAAGUAUUAUUUAUUCCAGCCUGCUGGUUUUGGUUGGGUGUUUAGAAUGUUGCCAGAUUAUGCACAGGGAAGAAUUUUGUAGUGACCGCAACCCAGAUAAAGUUAAGUCACAUUUGUGUUGUUGUUAACAUCGAUGGGAUUUAAGCAUAUUCUCUGGAUUGCGGCCUUAUUUAUUACUAUGGUUUUUAAAACUGUUUGGUGUUGUUGUUGUUUUUUAACGUUCCAUGGUGUGCAAAGUGUCCUUCUACAAAUAAAUUAUUUGAAAGCUAA